Molecule: messenger RNA, 1492 nt
Organism: Trichomycterus rosablanca
Lineage: Eukaryota; Metazoa; Chordata; Actinopteri; Siluriformes; Trichomycteridae
Product: endonuclease domain-containing 1 protein-like
Exons: 2
Coding region: 43-843 (266 amino acids)
Molecular function (GO): hydrolase activity; nucleic acid binding; metal ion binding
Source: RefSeq, a predicted model, not a curated record
GCUCUGUUGUUCAUUCUGUCGGCCCUCGCCUCGCUGAGUGUGAUGGAGGUCGUUGAUUCUUUCCAAAAAAUGUGUCCCCAGUUUCUCAUAGGAGGUCAAACCCCAACUACUCCAAGGUGGGGUUAUUAUAAAAAGAUUUGUCAGCGCUGGGAGAAUAAAUACCAGUUUGCUACUCUGUACGACGUUACUCGGAGGAUCCCGGUUUACUCAGCCUACACGCUCAACACUCAGCUGAAAAUUGACAGAAAUGGAGAGUGGAAAAAUGAACCUCAGCUGGAGAGUAACAGCUUUGACAAGAAUAUGAUGUGGAUCAGAGAUGAAAAGAUACUGGAGAAUUAUAAUAACCAGGCUGUGGACAAAGACUACAAAGGCAGUGACUAUACCAGAGGUCAUGUGUUUCCGAAUCAGUUUGCUGGCAAUCCGGAUCAAGCCGAAUCCACCUUCACUUUCACCAAUGUAGCACCACAAACACAAACCAGUAAUGGACAAUGGGCUGCCCAGGUUGAGGAUCCGAUGCUCAAAGAGAUCAAGAGGGAGUGCUCGCUAAGUUCAAAAAACCCAGCUUAUAUCGUAACUGGAGUUGUUCCAGGAAACAACUGGAUAAAAAUAACAAGAGGAAGCAAAACUAUUACACAAGGAGUCAACAUUCCCAGUUACUACUGGACUGCUUACUGCUGCACCAACAAUAAAGGAGUCAGAAUAUCGAAUGCUUACCUGGCUGAGCAAAACACAGUGAGCAGCAAAACCAAAUCUAAACCCCAUGUGACGGUUAACCAGCUGAACGAGGAGCUUGGUAAACUGUAUAACACAAGGCCAUUCAGUGUGUUCGGAAACAGAUGUUAGAUGAGGGAACUUAAGUUUACAUCCACGUGCAUGCAACAUAAUCUGUGGCUAAAUUGGCUAAAUAAUUGUAACAAACUUAAUUGUUCCCUUAUUUGCACCCCAUAAAAAACACACACAGUUUUAAGUACUAGUUUGUUGUGGAAUGGGGCUUGUGGAAUAUCUGCUAGGUAAAAAAACAUACAAACGGCAUAAAGAUUAUUCAUUUGGAAGUAUGUACAUUAUCAUAGUAACAUAUAUUAUUAUUAUUGUCAAUUUUAUUAUUAAUGGCCUUAUUGUUACUCGUCAUGCUUAUAGGGCUAGUUUGACUGUACCUAGUGACACAACUAAAAAAAACAUUCUCUUAGUGUGAAGUAAAGGUUUGGGGUUUAAGACCUUGGCAUAAGACCACUGUUCUAUGUACUUUGUAAUAAGUGCAGGUAAACUUGCCCUAUUUAUGUGUUCCAGUCAGAUAUCAGAUAAAAUAAAAUUGUGGUGAUGGGAUGAAUUAGAACCCUGUAAGUACAGUGUUAGAACAUGAAGACUAUAAUCAUUGAAACGAAUCCAGUGUAUUAUUAAUCGUUCUUUAUUAGCCUGGAAUCAAAUGUUUGUUAAAAGAAAGAAUGGUAAAUAAUGUAUAAUCAGUAAUAAUAAUUAUAAAUCACUAUUAAAU